UGCAUGCUCCCACCGUGUCCUUCGCAAGUGUGGUCUUAAAAAUGUGGCGUCUUGAUCCUCUUGGGUGGGCCUUGAGAUACUCCCACAUGGGGGCUGGAUCUCCCCGGCACCAAGCUGAGAUUCUUUCUCUCCUCCCGGGAAGCAGAUGGCGUUCAUAGAAGGAGAGAAUUAUCUAUUGUCCACAGGCCAAGAACACUGAGAUCUGUGUACCCCUUCCCAGAUACGGGCUACGGAUCUGGGUCAAGGGAGGGCUGGUGGCGAGCAAACGUGAGGCGGGAAAGUCUCUCCGUUGGGAGAGCGUGCCUCCUCAUUUCUCAUGUUUCAAUAAAAGAACAGAGAAGACACUGCCCCCUCAGCAUCCCAGAUGAGGCAGGAGACCUGUGAUUGGAUGUCACGAUGGGCCCACAGUCGCCACCCCUCCCCUCAACCAGGACAGCCAUAAAAGCAGGGGCCCCUGCCCACCGCGGGUCAGAGAGGCGCCCUGUGUCACCCACCCCCAGGAGUGAGCUGCGCCGACCAAUUCUGUGCCCGAGACCACCGGCAGAGGCUGGAGAAUCCGGUCUUCCAAGGAGACAGGAGGCUGAGAUUGGCUGUGAUUGUUGACACCUUGAAGGAGCCACAGAAUUUACCCACGGUUGUGCCAGUGCCAAGUGGACAAGCCACAGGAGAUCCUAGCCUCCUGCUUCUCAGUCUGCUCUAGGAGCAGAGCCUAAAGGUACUAAACCAGGAAGCUGCAGGGACAAGGAAAAGCAGAAGUGGGAGGCUUGAAGACUAGACCCUCCUCCUCCAAGGGGCCUGAAGACGCCUGGCAGUGCUGCAGGUGACGUCUGUGCCAGAGAGAUGAGCCGGCGGGGCCGGGUCCCGUGGCUGUCCUGGGCUCUGCUGCUUCUCUGGGUCCCAGGUUGUUGGUCUCUGCAUGGCCCCACCUCCGUGAUGAGCACCGUGGGGGGAUCCGUGAGCGUGCAGUGUCAGUACGAGGAGAAAUUCAGAGAGAAUGACAAGUACUGGUGCAGGAGCCCAUGUGUGUGGAGUUCGGUAAAAACCAAAGGGGCAGACAGAGAAGUGAGGAAGGGCCGUGUGUCCAUCAGGGACCAUCCUGCAAACCUCACCUUCACAGUGACCUUGGAGAACCUCACAGAGGAUGAUGCUGGGACAUACAAGUGUGGGAUUGAUACAUCAGUUCUCCAAGGGUAUUUUCGUGACCGCACCUUCCCAGUUUUGGUGUCGGUGGACCCAGCAACAACGCCUGCCCCACGUGUCAGCAUCGCUGUAACCCAAGUGUCAACAACCACAGCUAAAAUUACGACCACGCCGUCCCCGCCCUCCUCCGGGGCCCGGACCGCCGUGGGAGCCACCUGCAGUGCAAGCAGCCAGGAGGAGUUCCUGCCGAGCCAAGGCCCGGGGCUCCAAGUUCUCCUCUCCUUGUUGGCACUUCUGUUGCUUCUGCUGGGAGGCAGCUCGCUGCUGGCCUGGAGGAUGGUUCGCAGACGGCUCAAAUCUGGCGAGAAUCCAAAGCAACUGCGGUCCCCCAGUCAGCAAGGGGAACCCCACUAUGCGAAUCUGGAGCUGCAGACGUGGCCCCUUCGGGAAGAGCCCAUGCACCCGAGGCAGCCAGAGGUGGAAUACAGCACAGUGAAGGCUCCCAGGGAAGAACCUUACUACUCGACUGUGGUAUUUGACUUCCAGAGUGGGGGUUCUGAGGCCAACAGCAUUUGCUCCCAGAGGACCCGGGAUGAGGAGACACAGUACAGUGUGAUUAAGAAGACAUAAUCCUGUGUCACCAGCCCCAUCAUGUGGAGGUCUCUGUGGGCCACAGAAUACCAGGGCCCGGGCCCUCAGCCCUCACUGAUGUCUGCCUCAGGCUGCUCCCCUCGACGGUCACCAAUAAGGCAGCUGGGUGCCAUCAGCUUGGUUGGCUUUGUUUAGGAUGAGUGGGAGUGGGAUUCCAGUGGGGACCUGUAGGGAACCCUCCAUCCCACAGGCUCUUGUCACACCCUUCCUCUCUUCCCUGCUUCCUUCCAGCAGUGUGUGGAGGGCAGAAGCUCAGUCCCAUGUGGCUCCAGGAAAAGACUUGACCCUCAUAGGAGGGUACCUACAAAGUUUAUAAAUUACAGCUCCAUGGACAUGUCUGGAAUCACUGCGGCAUGGGGAGAACUGGAGGAGGGAUCAGAAUACAAAGACCCUGAAGAUGGAGUCUCCCUUGUGUCAUGGACAAGGACCCUGUGGCCCAGAGAGCAGAGACUUGCCCAUGGUUCCAGAACCAGUGGCACGUUGCUCUGGACUCUUAGAUAAACUUUAUUUUUAAUAUUAAGAGAUAUCAAAAAAAAAGAGAGAUAUCAAUACAGUUUAAAAUAACCUUCAGAGAGAAGAAAAAAAUUAUUUAAGCCAUGCCUGCUACGUGCCUACGAUCCUAUAUUAAAGAACACUCUUCCCUUUUGAA
Mustela lutreola (European mink) is the source of this 2440-nucleotide messenger RNA. Its product is annotated as CMRF35-like molecule 8. The transcript has 9 exons. The record is from RefSeq and is a predicted model, not a curated record. Gene Ontology annotation, molecular function: transmembrane signaling receptor activity. Bases 841 to 1770 code for a protein of 309 amino acids. Gene Ontology annotation, cellular component: plasma membrane. NCBI's taxonomy places the organism in Eukaryota, Metazoa, Chordata, Mammalia, Carnivora, Mustelidae.